Molecule: messenger RNA, 660 nt
Organism: Candidula unifasciata
Lineage: Eukaryota; Metazoa; Mollusca; Gastropoda; Stylommatophora; Geomitridae
Source: the annotation of a GenBank genome assembly
AUGGCUUCUGCUAACGAUUCUAAAUGGCAAAAGGAUGCGGCGGACCAGAACUUUGACUAUAUGUUCAAACUGCUGAUUAUCGGCAACAGUAGUGUGGGCAAGACCUCCUUCUUAUUUAGAUACGCCGAUGACUCUUUCACCUCGGCUUUCGUGAGCACCGUGGGCAUCGACUUCAAGGUGAAAACCGUGUUCAGACAAGACAAGCGGGUCAAGUUACAGAUAUGGGACACUGCUGGACAAGAGAGGUAUCGCACCAUCACUACCGCCUACUACAGGGGUGCCAUGGGCUUUUUGUUAAUGUACGACAUCACCAAUGAGGAGUCGUUCAAUGCAGUGCAAGACUGGUGUACACAGAUCAAGACCUAUUCAUGGGAUAAUGCUCAGGUGGUACUAGUAGGCAACAAAUGUGACCUAGAGGAUGAGCGUGUGGUGUCUACAGAGAGAGGCAAGCAACUUGCAGAACAACUAGGCCUAGAGUUCUUUGAGACAUCUGCUAAAGAGAACAUCAAUGUCAAAGCUGUAUUUGAGCGUCUGGUGGACAUCAUUUGUGACAAGAUGUCCGAGAGCCUGGACGCAGAUCCCACACUGGUGAACAGCACAGCUAAAUCAACACGACUCACAGAAAACCCGAACAUGAACAGCAGCAACUGUUCUUGUUGA